This is a messenger RNA of Leptopilina heterotoma, 1698 nucleotides long. RefSeq lists its product as uncharacterized. The transcript has 12 exons. Lineage: Eukaryota; Metazoa; Arthropoda; Insecta; Hymenoptera; Figitidae. The record is from RefSeq and is a predicted model, not a curated record. Bases 82 to 1323 code for a protein of 413 amino acids.
GAAUAAAAAAUUAUUUGCUUCUAUAGAAUUUAAGGCAUUCUUCAACGUGGCAUUUGCAAAAAAAGUACUAGUGAAAAGAAAAUGAUGAUUUACGACUAUAUUUUAAUUUCUACACUCAUUGCAUCAUAUACAUGCAUGGGGCAGUCAAACUAUUAUAAUUUAAAAUGUGAAACGAUUGGCAUGUCAUGGGAAUCUGGAUUUAACGAUGGAUGCUCUUUUGUUUGUAAAAAAAGGAAUAAUAAUUACAAAGUCAAUAAUGCACCUUUCUUUCAAAAAGCUGAUACCUUUAGGGAAAUGAAAACUGAUGAUGGUUUUUUUUGCAGUAACAAUGGAUCCUGUUUAAAUGGAUCGUGCAUUAAGUUGAAUAAUACAUCAAUUCAUCGUUUGUUAGAAGCAUUUCAUCCUAUUGUUUCUAAAAAUAUGCAAUUAAACAGGGAAAAAUGUCAAGAGAAUGGAAUGUCUUUGGCAUUUGAAGUUAGCGAAGGUUGCAUUUUUGUUUGUGAAAUGAAAAGUGACAUAUCCAAUAAAAGAGGCUACGAAUUAAAAAAAAUUGUUUACGCUACAGAUGGAUCUAAUUGCAAAACAACUGGAUUCUGUCAUGAAGGAAUGUGUAUUAAUAAUAACAUAAAAAAUCCGGUAACUUCUAGUGAAAGAUGCAAAGAAGAAAACUUGACUUUCGUGGAAAAUUACAGCGAUGAGUGCACAACCACAUGCAUAGAUGAAUUCAACGAUGUCGAAGUAGAAUUCUUUGCUGAAAAUGGAUACCUUUGCGAUAAUAAUAAUGGAUUAUGUCAUGAAGGAAAGUGUAUUAAUACUGCAAAAGGUCCUACAAUUUAUAAAGUUACAGCUCCAACUCAAACUUCAACUUCAGCUCCAAAUAUUUAUAAGAAGUUUAAUCUUGAAUCUCCUAGUGAAAGAUGUGAAAAUGAAAACAUGAGUUUCGUUGAAAAUUACAGCGAUGAAUGCACAACUACAUGCAUAGAUGAAUUUAACGAUGUCGAAGUGAAAUUCUUUGCUGAAAAUGGAUACUCCUGCGCUAAUAAUGGAUUAUGUCAUGAAGGAAAGUGUAUUAGUGAGGGAGAAGGUCCGAUAGUUCCAAUUUAUAGAGUCACAACUCCAACUUUAACUAAGACUACUGCUAUAACUACAACUUCAACUCCAACUUCAACUACAAUUCCAACUUCAACGUCAACUCAAAGUUCGACUGCAACUUCAAAUUCAACUAACUUAAAGGAUCAUAAAUCUCCUAGUGGAAGAUGCGAAAAAGAAAACUUGACUUUCGUGGAAAAUUACAGCGAUGAAUGCACAACCGCACAUGCAUAGAUGAAUUCAACGAUGUCGAAGUAGAAUUCUUUGCUGAAAAUGGAUACCUUUGCGAUAAUAAUAAUGGAUUAAAGACCAAUUUUAACAAUAUUUAAAAAUCUAUUUUAAAUUUUAGUUGACGUUUUCUCCUCUUUUUUUCAGGUCUGUAAAGAACUUAAAUUUCACUAUGGUUUAUACUUAUUAAAACUUAAUCCCCUGAUUUUUUUAUUUUGUUUCAAAAAUUAAAAACAAAAAUUUUCUGUUUUUUUUUGUUAAUCUUCUUUGGAGCGUAUCAUAAAUGCGCGUAAUUAUAUGCAAAAAAAUUAUUGUAUUUUUCGAAACGCUUGCAUUUAUAUAUAGGUAUACUUCAAAAUAAAAUGCACAAUUUUAAUGAAA